Messenger RNA from Salvia splendens (bonfire salvia), 447 nucleotides. Its product is annotated as E3 ubiquitin-protein ligase DZIP3. Gene Ontology annotation, molecular function: ubiquitin protein ligase activity. The coding region runs from base 1 to 447 and encodes 148 amino acids. Gene Ontology annotation, biological process: ubiquitin-dependent protein catabolic process. The record is from RefSeq and is a predicted model, not a curated record. Lineage: Eukaryota; Viridiplantae; Streptophyta; Magnoliopsida; Lamiales; Lamiaceae. The transcript has a single exon.
AUGGAACAGACAUAUACUGUUGAGGUUGAGCCGGUAGCAAUUUUACGGUGGCCAGUGGGCGCGGAGGAGUUAGAGGAGUACGCGAUGAUGAUAUACGGUUGGGAUCAAGCAGCGGCGUAUGAUGGAGUUACUCUUAAGGUCUUGCACUUUCAAGGCUACGACGUCGUGGUCAGGAUCUGGUUGGUUAACGCCGCUGCAACGCCACCUCAAUCCGACGGCCACGUGGAUUCUCCCGAAGACGACGUUCUCUCCGGUUUCAAGACACGUCGCUGCGACGAUACCGAUCAACAUGAAGAAAAAGUUUGUUGCAUAUGUUUGGACGAUCUGUUUCGAGGAUCGGUGACUACAUUGGAUUGCAGUCACGAGUUUCAUCCCGACUGCAUACGGCGGUGGCUCGUCUGCGGCGAGAACUUCUGCCCUCUCUGCAAAGCUCCGGCGAUCAAGUGA